UUGCGAACCAAAAUAUUUAUUCGUUGACUGUGUAUUUCAUCAUAUAUUUUACUUCUCCAACGUUCGUCGUGAGUCAUAGUAUUUUUGUGUUUGUAUAAAAGCAAGCCGGUUUGAACAUAAAACUAUUAGUCGAGUUUUUGUCUUACGUGCAAGAACCUGUGUGAGGAUUACCUCUUGAUACCUAUUCGUUUCUUUGUUUCUGUUAUCAUUUCAAUCAAUUGAGGUAAGAUUUCACUGUCUACCAUAUUGUAACAGCUUCUUCAUUUUAUUGGAAAUUGGUUAGAAAUGGCUGAGGUAUUGCCUAUGAAGAUUUAUACGACUUGGAGAGAGGAUGAAAAACCUGAAAUACGAAGAUGUGAGGUUGAUAUGCGAAACAAACUAAAAUUUGUCCAUGUUUCUGAGAUACUUUAUGGCCUCUAUCCCAAGCUGCAGCAUAAGGUUUUCAGUGUUUAUUGGAAAGAUUCCGAAGGAGAUGACAUCCUGAUUUCUUCUGACCAUGAACUGGAUAUAGCAGUUGCUGAAAUGGGUCGUUCUCAACUGUUGAAGCUGUAUGUUCAUUGUAAGGAUGAUCAGCCGAAAGACGAAGUUCUGAACAUCACUGUGACUGCAGCAGCGGAUACGGCUUGUGGAAGCGGUGCUCAGCAGGGUACAGUCAUCUGUGACGGCUGCGAGGAUCAUAUUACAGGUUUUCGUUACAAAUGUAUAGUUUGUGACGAUUAUGAUCUAUGUGGAAGAUGUGAAUUGGCAGGAGUACAUGCUAAACAUUGCAUGAUUCGUGUCUCAAUGCCUGAUAUGCAGAAAGAGAAUAUCAGGGCUGCCAUUAAGAAUUUGCGAACAAUUUUGAAAGCCCUGCAUACUGAGGCUUAUCGUAGGGCUCGUGAGAACCGCGAUAAGAGCUGCGAGAGGAGGCACAGGGCCUCGGCGGACUAUCACAGGCGUCAUGGGGAGCGCGGGCACAGGAAGCAGCGAGGCAGCUGGUUCGAUACCUUCACAACAUACAUGAACGAGUUCGCCAACCUAGCUGGAGACGUUCAGACCGAUCCCGAACCUAAGAAAGAAGAGAAUAAUGAAACUCCUGCUGCCGAAACCGCUUCACCAAAACCUGAAACUGAGCAAGCGACUCCGCAACGAAAUCCGGAUGUGGUUAAGGAAAUUGACGCUAUGAGAGAAUACAUGAAGAAGAUGUUCCAGUUGAGAGCUGAGCGUGGGGCUGACUUCGCUGAACUCUUCAAGGGACUUAACAUCGAGUCAGAAACAACCGCUGAAGAGACAGAUAAUCGCGAGGCAAAGGAAAAAUCUACUGAGAGGGCUGACGGUUGGACUGUUAUUGACUCUGAAAAUGAUGGCGCUAUGCCGGCUGAAAUCUCUCGUCCCGCAGGCUCGGACACAUCCGACGAGGGUCGUCCGAGAUACGUUCAGUCUAUCUACCCUCCAUUGAAUGUGUCCACUGCAGUUUUGAAUCCAAAAGAACCGAAGGAGCGCAUCAUACCUGUGGAGAUAUCCGAGCCUGGUCCAUCUAACGUCGGCAAAGAGAUGCCGAAGCCCAGCGCACCGAAAGCCCCAGAACCGGCUAAACCGGAACCCAAGCCGGAACCGACGAGGCAACCUCAUCCAGUUCCCGAGGUCGAAGCCAGUUUACAACACAUAGCUAAGGGAUUCAAUAACUUAGUGCCCCAAAUCGAAGCUGCCAUUCAGCAGAUGAUGUCCAUGGGUUUCACCAACGAAGGAGGUUGGCUGACUCAGCUACUGGAGAGCAAGCAAGGGGACAUUGCCGCUGUGUUGGAUCUUUUGACCCCUGCCAACACUAAGAAGUAGUUUUCUAGAUCUAGUGCACAGGUGCACACUAAUAAAUUACUAUAUAUCGGCCUAAUAUACAUUGAAAAAUAGAUGACAUAAUAUAGCUUUAUGCUAUGAUGGGGCGUUUAUAAAAAAUAUUUCAAUUUGACUUGCAUGUGGAAUUAGUAUAAAUUGCAACAUAAAGGGAGAUUGCAGACGACAC
Messenger RNA from Aricia agestis (brown argus), 1999 nucleotides. RefSeq names its product sequestosome-1-like. The transcript has 10 exons. Gene Ontology annotation, cellular component: aggresome; amphisome. Lineage: Eukaryota; Metazoa; Arthropoda; Insecta; Lepidoptera; Lycaenidae. Gene Ontology annotation, biological process: endosome organization; mitophagy; aggrephagy. Gene Ontology annotation, molecular function: protein kinase C binding; zinc ion binding; K63-linked polyubiquitin modification-dependent protein binding. Bases 286 to 1815 code for a protein of 509 amino acids. The record is from RefSeq and is a predicted model, not a curated record.